AUGCGAAAGUUCGAUCCAUGGCCCGUCUUCUUCAAGCGUGAGUGGAACCGAAAUUGGCCUUUCCUGGUCGGUUUCGCCAUCACCGGUACUCUCAUCACCAAGUUUUCUCUCGGUCUCACUGAGGAGGACGCCAAGAAUUCUCAGUUCGUGCAGAGGCAUAAGAAGUACGCCUCUCAAACCCCAAUCUCUUAA
Molecule: messenger RNA, 192 nt
Organism: Prunus armeniaca (apricot)
Lineage: Eukaryota; Viridiplantae; Streptophyta; Magnoliopsida; Rosales; Rosaceae
Source: the annotation of a GenBank genome assembly